CAAUGAAAUGGCAUUGAAUUCAUUCUUUUACUCUAGGCCUACUUGAUCGGUUGUGUAAAUCCUCGUGUGUCUGAGCAAAGAGAAUACAAUUAUUUAUUCUUUUUGGUUCUGUGGUGUGGAUAUUCCACUGUGUUAUCGCUGGCGGAACAGAUAAUAAAAGUAAUUUAGUGAUUUUGCUCGCGUCAUUGUUUUCGGUGUUAACAAAGAAAUAUUUGCGAUAGAAUUCACCAAAAAAUAGUUCUGGUGAAGUGAAUUGAAUAGGUUCACUGAAAUUGUGUGGCUUUUGAUACGACAAGAAAUAGAAUAAAAAUUUUGGUGCUGUCUCAAUUGAACAAAGUGUUGAAAUGGAUAACUGAAAUUGUGUGUGACAAAAGUGAAAAACCAAAAUCGAAAUUAUUUUUGUUUUUAUUUCUUUUAAUCACGCUUCAAUCUGGGUAGCCCGUUUCUCCAGUCAUCGGGCUCUGAUAGCCCCAAGCUGAGUGGAAUCAUAGCACCACAUCACUUGGCAUCCAAUUAUUCGAGUGCCCAGCUCGACGUCAAUAAUCUAUCGCCAUCGGGAAACGGUUUUAAUCUGGCGGCAUUUCGGAGUCCGGGAUUUUUGGGAGCGCAUGGAUUUGCGUUUGGCGGCAAUUUCGGAUAUAGGGAACACAGUCCGGGCACAUUUGAUGGCAAUAAUCAAACGGCAUUGACCGGACAGAAUUCUUCACAAAAUUUCAAUAACAAUAGCAGUAGUCCCAUAAACAAUCCGUACAACGAUCGGAACAGUCCCAAUCGUGAUGGAUUCUUAAGUGAUUAUUAUCACAAUAACAAUACGAGUAAAAAGCCUAGUGAAUACGGUCACAGUGAAAAUCGGGUUAGUGAUAGACAAAACAAUCAUUCGUUCGGUCGGGACUCGGAAAGUCCUGAACUUCAGACGCGAAGUAGCCCGGUCGAUAGUUCGCGGUCGUAUCCAAGUCAGAAAAGUGACGGUUAUCACAGUCCGCAUCAGGACAGCAUAGGAUCGCGUAGUCCAGAAAAUUUGUCCGGUAAACAGAAGUCAUCGACAAUACCCGACAUGUUGGAUCAUCAUAAGUUGCCUUUGAGUUUUUUGGGACCACCGUUGGCUGCUUUACAUUCAAUGACUGAAAUGAAAUCGGGUGGUCAUCAGCAGACCAAUCCCGGUGGACAUAAUGCACCAAAUCCGCAUGGUAUUGAUACAAUUUUGUCAAGACCGCCGCCUGUUACAUCAGCUGGAAUAAAUGCCUUAACGAAUGGUGGAAUACCGCCACGAUUUUCAAUCGCAGCUGCGGCAGCUGGUAUGGCGCAGUAUUUAUCCCAAAGUCAAAACGGUCAAUUGAAGGCCCAUUCCGGACAAUUGGUCGAUCGAUCACAUCUAUACUGGCCGGGAUUACAGGGACUGGUUACGAAUCCGAUGGCGUGGCGGGACAGAUUAACGAGUUCAAUGUCAGCCAGCUUAUCGCAGCAUUCACACAUGGAUAAAGAUGGUAAAAAGAAGCAUACGCGUCCCACAUUCAGCGGACAGCAAAUAUUCGCAUUAGAAAAGACAUUCGAACAAACUAAAUAUCUGGCUGGUCCAGAACGAGCCAAGCUCGCCUACGCUUUAGGAAUGACUGAAUCACAAGUUAAGGUAUGGUUUCAAAAUCGUCGAACGAAAUGGCGAAAAAAGCAUGCCGCUGAAAUGGCUACGGCGAAAAGGAAGCAGGAAGAACUGGGAGAUGGUGAAGGUGAUUGUAGCGAAGCUAUUGACAGUGAUUCGGAAAGUUUAGAUUUAGGUGAUAAUAAUUCGAGGAAAAGAUGUCGAAUGGACGAUGAUAUGCGACACUAAUGUCUGGUGACUGUUUUUCUUCUCGCUGGAGCGAUCCGAUGGAUUUGUAAAUAAUUUUUAAAUUUUUGUAUAUCGUUUUUGGGAGGUGGACGUCAGGGCAAUGUGAAGUUGUGUUUUUCGGUUCAAAACCGAGAACAAAUUGCAGUCGCGUCUUUUUUUUUUCUAAAAAAAAAUAAUUUUUGAAUGAGAGGAGUUGAUGCUUGUACAUUUUGUGGUCACAUUGGAUUGUAGAAAUGUUGUUCCGAAUGAAUUUUGAAAUAUUUGUAACUGUAAAUUCACAGAAUCGGUGAACUGGUGGAAAUAAUUUUUUUGUUUACGUAAAAUAUAGACAGUACUUCUGGCCACGUCGGACUAGUGAUUGUAGAAGAGCCACUUUUAUGGCAAAAUAUAAUUCAAAUAAGCAACCAUCAAACGAUAGACGUUAUUGAUUUGUUUUGAUUUUUGGUAGACCUUGUCAAGAUGUUGAUUUGUAAUAACAACGAGUUCCACAUUACAAUGUUCUGUUUGUUUUAUGGAAACAUUCCCGAAACAACAAAAUGUCUUCAAAGGAAGGUUUUUCUCAUCAGUUGAUAAAUUAGUCUGUCAAUCGAUUCGUUGCAAUAGCAGAUAUGGUAGCGAUUAUGGCAAGGUAGAUAAACUUAACGAGUAAGAGGAACGCAACUUCUCAGUUGGGGUUUUACAAACUGCCAAGUUUUCAUUUCCAUUUGUGUGUUAUUUCUUUGUGGUCGAUAAAGCUAAUAGCUGCGAGAAAUCGCUCAUGAUUCGUGAUCUAUUAUCACUACCCAAAUCUCUAUAGAUUGACCUACGAAUGGAAAACUCAGACAGAUAUGUCAUCAAAGUCGUUAUAGUCCUGACAAAAUUUAGUGAAAUUACCGCUCAGCCUACAGUGACCUUUCGUAGAAAAUGAGUUAAAAGAUUCGCUAAGAAAAAUGGCUGAGAUCUCUGACUCUGACAAACAGAGUCGCUGACUUUUCUAACCCAGCGAGUGAAGCUGUAAAGAGAUGCAUUUGAGAUUCCUGUGAAAGAUACACCUUGAUGUAAAAUUUAGAUCUCUUGCCAAUUUGCUUCUCAUCAUAUUCACAGAACUUAGCGAAAGUGAAAGAAUUUUAAGAAAUCAAUUCUCUUCAAGCUAGAAUUGGUUAUUUUGAUAAAAUAAAUGGCUCUCAUUUAACACCCAAAAUCACCUAGUCUCUUAGUGUUUCAGGGAAUAGACAUAGAGUUUCUGAAUAUCCUCUCUGGUUAAUUUUGAACAAGUACGUCGCAAUAUGGCAAAGAUGAAAAAAGGGAGAAUGGGAGAAACGAAAACGAAUUUAUUUUUGAAUUAAGAAGUGAGAAGAAACGUAUUUUUUGAACGAAGAAAAUACGGUGUGUGAUUUAGUAAAAAAGAAAAAAUGAAAAAUUAAUUUAUGAAACCAACAAACAAUUGCAAUGGAUGAAUGUGUUGUGAGAUAAUUUUGUAAAGAAAAGAAUAUGGAAAGUAAAUAAAUUUAACGGAUAAAAAGAAAGAAAUUGAGAAGUUUAAUAUAUUGAAAAGAAAAUUAAAAAAAACAAAAACUAAAGAUAAAUGGAAAAGAAGAACAUUUAGAGCGAUGUAUGAUGCUCUGGAUAUAUAGCCUACAUUCGGGCGUAUUUUAUUGUAUUUUUGAUGAUUUCUUUUGACAAAAAUCCUUUUUCAAAAAGUUAAUACAGCAUGCCCGACCAUAGUUGUGUAGGCUUUUAAUAAAAAAAAAAAAAGAAAAAAAAAAAAGAAAUUGAGUUUCGAACCUGAAACCACUGGCAACUGAAUCGUGUAGUGGAAAGCAAACGAAUUAACAAUUACGCUAUUGAGUUCUUGAUGAGUUGAUCAAUUAACUACCACUAAUUCUUGUGAUUAUUGAAAGCAAACACAUUUGUGACUGGGAUUGCUAUUUUACAUAUUUAAAAAGGAUUUGUGUAAAAACAUACCAUCCAAACUACAAUGAAAUACGCCUGAAUGUAGCCUAAAGAUUCAGCAUAACAUCAGAUGCUCCUAAAAAUAACAAAACAAUUUAGAAAGUUUAAUUUAACAAAAAAAAAUGUAAAAUUGGAUCUCUGUAAGACACGUAGUUAAGCAUAAAAACAUAAGUUAAAAAAGUAAAUAAAAAUUUAAAAAAAACUAAAAUUAAAGUAAAAACUAAAGAAAAUGUAGAAAUCACAUUUGUAUUUAUCAAACCGAAUUAAAAAUUAGACAAAAAACCCCCUCCCCCAUUCUUACAUUUUUUUGGGGAUUACAUUGGAGUGUCCCCAGUCAUAUUUUGUGUUACUAAUUUUUAACCGGAAAGGCACAGCGUCGGUUACGCAUGAAUGCAUUUUCCAUAAUUUUCUCUGUAAAUAAAACGUAAAAAGUCGUUUACCGCAAUUGUAUUUAAUUAAAAUUAAAAAUUGUCACCGCGUGUUUCGUCGAAUUUGAUUUUUUUUUUAGUUUAUUUUUAAUCGAAACCAGUGAUUCGAAUGACUAAUUUUCAAGCAAAUUCUUUUGAGUAAGUCAUCGUUCGUUUUUUUUUGUCAUUGUAUGUAUACAAAUUGUCCUAUGUAUCGGUGUAUCCGUUUUUUGAACAUAAUUAUUAUAUUUUAUUAAAUUCAUUAAAUUAUUAUAAAGAAAGAAAACAAAAAUGGAAAGAAAAACUAUAUAUUA
Molecule: messenger RNA, 4478 nt
Organism: Bradysia coprophila
Lineage: Eukaryota; Metazoa; Arthropoda; Insecta; Diptera; Sciaridae
Gene: HGTX
Product: HGTX homeodomain transcription factor
Biological process (GO): regulation of transcription by RNA polymerase II; cell differentiation
Cellular component (GO): nucleus
Molecular function (GO): RNA polymerase II cis-regulatory region sequence-specific DNA binding; DNA-binding transcription factor activity, RNA polymerase II-specific
Source: RefSeq, a predicted model, not a curated record